AUGGUCGCUGCCGGAUAUUGUCUUUAUGGUUCGGCGACAAUGGUUGUUUUGAGCACAGGGCAUGGGGUUAAUGGGUUUAUGCUGGAUCCGAGCAUCGGUGAGUUCAUUUUGACCCAUCCUCGGAUGCGAGUGCCUGAAAAGGGAAAGAUCUACUCAAUCAAUGAGGGUUAUGCAAAGCAUUGGUCUAAUGGAUUGACACAAUACAUUCAUACAAGGAAAUUUCCAGAGGAAGGACAAAAGGGAAUGGCACAGCGAUAUGUUGGCUCAAUGGUUGCCGACGUUCAUCGCACAUUUCUGAACGGUGGAAUCUUUUUAUAUCCACCGACGGCUGAUGCUCCGAAUGGAAAGCUUCGUCUACUUUACGAGUGUGCUCCAAUGGCUUAUCUUUGUGAACAAGCCGGCGGAUUGGCGACAACCGGUAAAUGUGACAUUUUGGAUAUCUUGCCAACAAAGAUUCAUGAAAGAGCUCCAAUCUACAUGGGUUCAAGAAAAGAUGUGGAAGAGCUUUUAAAAUAUUUGGAAAACGAUCACGCUGAA
Molecule: messenger RNA, 537 nt
Organism: Mesorhabditis belari
Lineage: Eukaryota; Metazoa; Nematoda; Chromadorea; Rhabditida; Rhabditidae
Source: the annotation of a GenBank genome assembly